This is a messenger RNA of Psilocybe cubensis, 930 nucleotides long. RefSeq lists its product as uncharacterized. NCBI's taxonomy places the organism in Eukaryota, Fungi, Basidiomycota, Agaricomycetes, Agaricales, Agrocybaceae. The transcript has 5 exons. Bases 1 to 930 code for a protein of 309 amino acids. Gene Ontology annotation, biological process: mRNA 3'-end processing. The record is from RefSeq and is a predicted model, not a curated record.
AUGGCAAACACGAAUAUGGCAGCUGAGCAACUUCUAGAACUUCUUCUUACACUUAAAAAAACGACCCCGGCUGCGGCUAAAGGCAUCUUAAACAGCCAGCCUGCCAUUGCAUACGCUCUCAUUACUCUUAUGGUCUCCAUGAACGCAAUUAAUAUUGAAGUAUUUCAGAAAACGUUGGCAGAAUUUGGUGCAAGUACAGGUGCAGAUGCGACCAGUGGCCCAGCAGCUGUACCUUUAACAAGCGCGAGUUCUACCCCAACGCCAAUGGCGGCGUCGAAUUCUGCAGCCGCCCACAUCAACAACACCACGCCACAGACCAUGCCCCCACCCGCUGCACCUGCACCUAUAUCAGCCAUUCCUCUUCAUCUUCAGGCACAGUAUCGAACAGGGACCCCACCUUCUGCUAUGGGCGCGGGAACCCCUCAACUUACCGCACACCCACAUACACCAACACCGCCGUACGGCUACGGGCACGGACAUUCGAACGGAGGACAGCCGACCCCUCCUGGGCAGGCUGGGUAUGCCCAACCGGCUUAUGGUCAACAGCCAGGGUAUGGGCAGCCAGGGUAUGGGUAUCAGCAGCAAGGCGGGUACCAACAAGGAGGAUAUCAACAGGGCGGGUAUCAGCAGCAGCAGCAACAGCAACAGCACAGUGGCUACCAGCAAUCAGCCCCUUCGGGGUACCAACAAGGAUAUGGAGCCUACGGAUCUGGAUAUGGACAACCUCCGCCUCAGCCAGCGCAUGCUCAUCAGGCCACACCUCAGAGUGCCACGCCCGCAUUGCCAGAGUCACUAGCGGGAAUUCCGGAGGAGCAAAAGGCUUUGAUCAUGAGAGUGCUGGCCAUGACACCGGAACAGAUCAAUAUGCUACCCCCCGGAGAGAGAGCGACGUACAUACAAAUCCGGGCAACUUUGGGAGUUUCGACAUAA